This is a messenger RNA of Lactuca virosa, 717 nucleotides long. The record is from the annotation of a GenBank genome assembly. Lineage: Eukaryota; Viridiplantae; Streptophyta; Magnoliopsida; Asterales; Asteraceae.
AUGCCUCCUGUCCACUCCAGCCCAUUUCAUCAAAUGGAAAACCCAGCUCUUGCAUCGUUUUUACAGCACACCAGUAAUCGGGAAAAGCGAUCAAAAAGUCGCAGUGGCAGCGGUGGCGGCGGCGGUGGUAUCUUCCGCAUGUUCAAGCUUCUUCCCAUGCUAACCUCCGGUUGCAAGAUGGUGGCACUAUUAGGCCGGCCAAGAAAGCAGCUGCUAACUGAUCACGCAACCACCGGAACCCUAUUUGGUUACCGGAGAGGGAGAGUAAGUUUAGCCAUCCAAGAAGAUCCACACCGUCUCCCAGUCUUUGUGAUUGAGCUUCCGAUGAGCUCAACCGCGUUCCAGAAAGAAAUGGCGUCAGAUAUCGUCAGAUUAUCGCUGGAAAGUGAAACUAAAACUAAUAAGAAGAAGGUGUUGGAGGAAUAUGUGUGGGGAGUUUAUUGUAAUGGAAGGAAAUAUGGGUAUUCGAUACGAAGGACACAAAUGACAGAUGAUGAACUUCAUGUGAUGCAGUCGCUGCGAGGGGUGUCAAUGGGUGCCGGAGUUCUUCCGGGGCUGUCGGGAAAGGAGUGGGCGGUGGACGGCGAGUUGACUUAUAUGAGAGCAAGGUUUGACCGAGUGGUCGGAAGUAAAGAUUCAGAAGCUUUUCAUAUGAUCAAUCCUGAAGGAGCUGCAGAUGGCCAAGAACUCAGCAUUUUCUUUGUAAGAGUACAUUAG